ACCGGAAAAACCUGAGCGGAAGGGUCGGGAAGGAAAGAAGCGGGUCGCGUAGGUGUGGUUGGUACUAAAAUGACGACUUUAGUGCUGGAUAACGGAGCCUACAACGCUAAAAUCGGCUACAGCCAUGAAAAUGUCUCGGUUAUUCCUAAUUGUCAGUUCAGGUCAAAAACAGCACGUCUUAAAACUUUUACUGCUAACCAGAUAGAUGAAAUAAAAGACCCUUCUGGACUCUUCUAUAUCCUUCCUUUUCAAAAGGGCUACUUGGUGAAUUGGGAUGUUCAAAGACAAGUUUGGGAUUACCUUUUUGGAAAAGAAAUGUAUCAGGUUGAUUUUUUAGAUACUAAUAUUAUUAUCACAGAACCAUAUUUUAACUUCACUUCAAUUCAAGAAUCAAUGAAUGAAAUUCUAUUUGAAGAAUAUCAGUUCCAAGCAGUAUUAAGAGUAAAUGCUGGGGCUCUCAGUGCACAUAGGUAUUUCCGAGAUAAUCCUUCUGAAUUAUGCUGUAUCAUUGUUGAUAGUGGAUAUUCCUUUACACAUAUAGUUCCUUAUUGUAGAAGUAAAAAGAAAAAAGAAGCAAUUAUUCGGAUAAAUGUGGGAGGAAAACUUUUAACCAACCAUCUAAAGGAAAUCAUAUCUUACAGGCAGCUACAUGUCAUGGAUGAAACACAUGUGAUUAAUCAAGUGAAGGAAGAUGUAUGCUAUGUGUCUCAGGACUUUUACAGAGACAUGGAUAUUGCAAAGUUAAAAGGAGAAGAAAAUACAGUAAUGAUAGACUAUGUUUUGCCUGACUUCAGCACGAUUAAGAAGGGCUUUUGUAAGCCAAGGGAAGAGAUGGUGUUGAGUGGAAAAUAUAAAUCUGGGGAACAAAUUCUUCGUCUGGCCAACGAGAGAUUUGCUGUUCCAGAAAUACUCUUUAAUCCUUCUGAUAUAGGCAUUCAAGAAAUGGGAAUUCCAGAAGCUAUUGUCUAUUCAAUUCAAAACUUACCUGAAGAAAUGCAGCCACAUUUUUUUAAGAACAUUGUUUUGACCGGAGGAAAUUCCCUCUUCCCAGGAUUUAGGGAUCGAGUUUAUUCAGAAGUUCGAUGUCUCACUCCCACAGACUAUGAUGUUUCUGUUGUGCUUCCUGAAAACCCCAUUACUUAUGCCUGGGAAGGUGGAAAAUUGAUAUCAGAAAAUGAUGAUUUUGAAGAUAUGGUGGUAACAAGAGAAGAUUAUGAAGAAAAUGGACAUAGUGUCUGUGAAGAGAAAUUUGAUAUUUAAAAAACAUUUCUGAAUGAAAGCCUUGAUUGGUUGUAACUGAAUGAAAAGUUUAAUUUCCUUGUUUCUUUUUUUUUUGAGUUGGGCUGGGGAUUGAACGCAGGGCCUUGUGCAUGCGAGGCAAGCACCCUACCAACUGAGCUAUAUCCCCAGCCCUCCUUGUUCCUUUUAAAGAAAUUUAAGGACCUGUGUUGCAUUUCAUUGUAAGACAAAGUCUUGAAUUUAUGUAAGUACUUUGAUCUGUGGCUAAUUUUCAAAGAUGGGUACUGGUGGGUUACUAUAGUAAGCCGUAACUCAGCCCAUAUUUUCACUUUGGAGCUAGACUGCCUUAACAGUGUUUAUGCUGUUUCUGAAAAUAUCUUUAGGAGAUAAAAGAGCAAAUGCAGUUCAUUUCUUCAUAGAUGAAACACAAACUUUACUGUCUCACUGCUCUGUUUUCAUUAGAAAGUAGUUUUGUGUGACUUUGACUUGGCAUUGGCCAAAGUGUUUAUAUACUUUAGUUCUCUGGUUCUUAGAACUAAGCAUUUUAUUUAAAAGUUGUAAUGUUAUUUAUACAUAAUAAAGAAGGCUAAUAUAUGUA
Molecule: messenger RNA, 1837 nt
Organism: Sciurus carolinensis (gray squirrel)
Lineage: Eukaryota; Metazoa; Chordata; Mammalia; Rodentia; Sciuridae
Gene: Actr6
Product: actin related protein 6
Exons: 11
Coding region: 70-1260 (396 amino acids)
Cellular component (GO): Swr1 complex
Molecular function (GO): nucleosome binding
Source: RefSeq, a predicted model, not a curated record